Messenger RNA from Pyricularia oryzae 70-15, 835 nucleotides. RefSeq lists its product as uncharacterized. Bases 176 to 607 code for a protein of 143 amino acids. The transcript has a single exon. Lineage: Eukaryota; Fungi; Ascomycota; Sordariomycetes; Magnaporthales; Pyriculariaceae. The record is from RefSeq and is a predicted model, not a curated record.
AUAGCAAAGUAAAAUGGUGUAUAAGUUGACGAGGCAGCUCAGCCCUGCUGGAUCCUCUUUGGUCCAUCUUUUCCAGCAUCCACCUCAUCCAAGUCCUUACCCCUGAAUCGCAACAAGCUCAGUCAAUAUUCACAGAGCAACAGAGAAACAAGACGACCAAACAAAAAUCCACAAAAUGUACACCCCCGUCAACCCCCUCGCCCACCUCUCCCCCCGCGACAGCCGCCCCAUGCCAGGCGACUCGGGCUUUCGAGACGACUACAACGAGACACGCAGCACCGUGCAGACCGGCGCCCGGGUCAUCGGCAUCGGCGCCAUCGUCGGCAUCGUGAUCGGCGCCCUGGUCCUGAUCGGCAGCCUCGUCGCCGUCUGCAUGCUCGUGCACCGCCGCAACAAGCGCCGCGCCGACAGUGCCGCCGCCACCAACAAGGGCGUGUUUGGCCCCGGCGGCAGGCACAGCGACGCCUCGUCGACCAUGCCGCCCGGUUAUGGCUGGGGAGCUGGCGUCGACGCCCCGCCGCCGGCUGCUGGGCACCAUGGUCAGCACGGCACGAGGAAGGAUUUCGCGCCGGGGCAUGCCGGUAUGGGUGGUACUGAUGUUGUUUGAGGCCGGCUCGAGCAGGUGAUGUUGGUGGGUUCUUUUUUCUUUUGUCUUGUUGUACUUUGGAUCGAGUUUUGUCUUUUUGGAUGGCGUCUGGUUGGGUGGUAUACAUCGAGCAUUAUGUAACAUACGGGUCUUUUGCGUGCACAUUUCUCAUUGGGUGAGCUCAUAUCCGAAGCUCAGAUCGAGUUUGCCGGGAAUAUUGCCAGCAUCUCAAAACCAAAACUAUUUUCC